GAUAUGUACCAAGUACGAACAUGGACUGGUUUGUACGUAUCCGCCGAUGAAGUGCUGCUCCCUCUCCCCGCCCCCGAAAAAAUUUACUUCUCCGACGCGCCAUAAGACCCGAAGGUGUGCUUUACUGCUGUUCGCCAACCAUGCGGGACUUGGUCUGGCUUCGCGUUGCAUGCAAUACGGCCCGUCGACAGCAUCAGAGCGCAGCGCCAACGCCAGCGGCAGCGUAGUGUGUGCGUUUGGCGGUGGAGAGCCACGGAGUGAAUGUGUGUGUCUCAAAAAGCCACGCCGGGUGUCAGCGUCACCUCGGUUCAUCCGUCCACCUAUUGACUACAAUAUUUAUCAUCAACAAGGGGACAGUAUUUUCGUUUGAGGAUACCGUUGUGUUCAACGAUGCUGCGGCACUCAUUGCACUUCUACACCUCCGCAACAAUCAGGUUGACUCAACGACCGAUUCAUCGCGAAAAGUC
Molecule: messenger RNA, 467 nt
Organism: Tilletiaria anomala UBC 951
Lineage: Eukaryota; Fungi; Basidiomycota; Exobasidiomycetes; Georgefischeriales; Tilletiariaceae
Exons: 1
Coding region: 47-370 (107 amino acids)
Source: RefSeq, a predicted model, not a curated record